ACCCCUUCAUACCUCGCCACUUCGCAUCUCCCCUAUUCCCCCUGCCCGCCACCCACGCGCUUGCCCCGGAGGCAGGCCUGCCACUUGCAUGGUCCCCUCCCUCCGCCGCCUUAUCCGCGGCGCCGCCCCUGCCGUAUGUUCCACCCCUGCUCCCCUGUUACUCCCCCCUCCCCACACAGCGGACGGCACAGACCAGCUCUGCAAGGAGGCCCAGGCCAACCUGCCCAACAACCCUGACAUUCUGGCCUUCAAGCAGUGCGCCGCCACCAAGCCCAUCAGCACGUCCUGCUGCGCCAAGCUGGCCCCGUUCGCCAAGUACGCGCCCUGCCUGUCCAACGACAUGUACGCCACCGCCGUCAACAACUACCUGGGCGGUGCCACCACCAUCGACGAGGCCCGCAAGGCCUGCCUGUCGUAAACAUCCGGGCGAUCGUUUCAACUAAGGCACAUGCGAACCGCGCCAGUGGUUCCGUUCAUGGCGGGGCAAGGGAAAUGACAUGAAGUGUCAUAUUCUUAUUGAGAUUGAGCCAGGAUGGUAGUAUAUUGCACCGCGCAUGGUGGUACUGGAUUGCUAGCUGCGCGAGUAUUACCUUAUGGGGCUGUGCCAGGGGCUGUGCAUUGAAUUCAAUGCAUGGCUUGAUUGUUGAAGGAGUUGUGGCAGGUAGAUCGGUGGAGCUGGACACCGCCGUACGUGCAGCCGAUGCGUACUGCACUGCAGUUGCACGGUAUGGUUGACGAAGACGGGUUGAUGACUAGUUGUCUGUAGAUAGGUUUGUGCAGUGCAAAACUCAAUGCGUGCCAUCGGUCCUGAGUGGUUCGUCUGUCGUAGGCGCAAACUCAACACAUUGCUGCGGCGUGUGGGACGUGGCAUUGGUGGGAGCUACGAAUGGCCCUACUACCGUGGGGGCAUGUCGCACCCGUGGAGGGCACUGUAAAGCACACAUGUGCGCUGUUGGCCUACCAUGGGUGGGGCUUUGGGGCAGGAUGUUGCAGUAGGGUGCAGCCGCAGCGGCAUGAAUAAGCCACGGUACGCAGGUACAUUCCGGGUGCCUUUGCAGCUAGGGCAGCCUAGGGGGGUGCACAGGGCGCGGGAAGACCGUCAUGUCAGCCCCAG
This is a messenger RNA of Chlamydomonas reinhardtii, 1114 nucleotides long. RefSeq lists its product as uncharacterized. The record is from RefSeq and is a predicted model, not a curated record. The transcript is spliced from 3 exons. Bases 89 to 418 code for a protein of 109 amino acids. Lineage: Eukaryota; Viridiplantae; Chlorophyta; Chlorophyceae; Chlamydomonadales; Chlamydomonadaceae.